CUUUAGCUUCUGACAUGGCCACAGCCUCACCAAGAUCUGAUACCAGUAACAACCAUAAUGGAAGAUUACAGAUGCAAGUAACUAUUUCUAGUGCCAAACUGAAAAGGAAAAAGAACUGGUUUGGAACAGCCAUUUAUACAGAAUUAGCUGCAGAUGGAGAAAUCAAGAAAACAGCAAAAUCAAAUAGUUCUUCAAAUCCAAAAUGGGAUGAACAGUUGACUGUGAAUGUGACUCCACAGACUACGUUGGAAUUUCGAGUGUGGAGCCAUCACACUUUAAAAGCUGAUGUUUUAUUAGGAAGAGCCACUGUAGACUUGAGACAAGCUUUGGAAAUACACAACAGAAAAUUGGAGGGGGUGAAAGAACAAUUGAAACUCUCCUUAGAAAACAAGAGUGGCAUGGUGCAAACAGGUGAACUGACAGUUGUGCUUGAUGGUUUGGUUGUUGAACAAGAAUCUCUUACAAACUGCAGUUCACCAGCAGCCAUAGAAGUCCAGCAAAAUGGUGAUGCUAUACAUGAAAACAGAGAAAUUUUGGCAAGAACUACAUCCAGAUCUACCUGUGACAUGUCUAAUGGAAUAGACAAUCAAACUCCUUUAAACUCUGUAAUACAGAAUGCAUUCUGUAUACAUGCUGUUAAUGGAGACAGCACUUCAUCUCCUUCUCAUGUUGCAGUCAGUCCCAAAAUUACACCAGUACCAAAACCACUUUCAACCCAACCUGCCAACAACACUGUUAAUGGUGAGUCAUCGUCAUCUGCACCGGAAGCUGAUAAUUCUGCCUCUGAGGCUUUUAUGGGUUCUGUAGAAACCCCCAUGUCUACAGAUUGCACUAACACAAUUACAGAACCUCCAUCAACAACAGAAGCAAUUAGUUACUCUGAAAACAGCACAUCUUGUACAGUCCCCAUUAUGUCUGCUGGACUUGAAGCUGUAACUACCACAGACUCUGAAUCCUCUAAUACCAGAAGCAGCGCCACUGCAGAAGCAGCAAAACCAAGGGAAUCUUCAAGUGCAUCUGGGGAACCUGUGAGACAGCAGCCUGGUAGUACCAGUACAGAACCUUUGCCACCAGGAGAUGUCUUUUGUUUAAGAUGGGAACAGAGAAAGGAUCCUCAUGGUAGAACCUAUUAUGUUGAUCACAACACACGAACUACGACAUGGGAAAGACCACAGCCUUUACCGCCAGGCUGGGAAAGAAGGGUUGAUGAUCGUGGAAGAGUUUACUAUGUGGAUCAUAACACAAGAACAACAACAUGGCAGCGACCAACCAUGGAAUCGGUCAGAAACUUCGAGCAGUGGCAGUCUCAACGUAACCAACUACAGGGAGCUAUGCAACAAUUCAACCAACGAUACCUCUAUUCGGCUUCAAUGUUGUCAGCAGAAAAUGAUCCACUUGGGCCUUUACCACCAGGCUGGGAAAGGAGAGUGGAUUCAAAUGAUAGGGUGUACUUUGUGAAUCACAACACCAAGACAACACAGUGGGAAGACCCCCGAACUCAAGGUUUACAAAAUGAGGACCCACUUCCUGAGGGCUGGGAAAUCAGAUACACUAGAGAAGGUGUCAGAUAUUUUGUUGAUCAUAACACAAGGACAACAACCUUCAAUGAUCCUCGAACUGGAAAAUCCUCUGUAAAUAAAGGCCCACAAAUUGCUUAUGAACGUAGCUUUAGGUGGAAACUUGCUCAUUUCCGUUACUUGUGUCAGUCAAAUGCAUUGCCGAGCCAUGUAAAGAUUAAUGUAUCCAGACAGACACUGUUUGAGGAUUCCUUCCAACAAAUCAUGGCUUUAAAACCUUAUGAUUUAAGGAGGCGAUUAUAUGUUAUAUUCAGAGGUGAAGAAGGAUUGGAUUAUGGUGGUUUGGCAAGAGAAUGGUUUUUCUUACUUUCCCAUGAAGUUCUAAACCCUAUGUACUGUCUAUUUGAGUAUGCUGGCAAGAGCAACUACUGUCUGCAGAUAAAUCCAGCAUCAACAAUUAAUCCAGAUCAUCUUUCAUAUUUCUGUUUCAUUGGGCGCUUUAUUGCUAUGGCAUUGUUUCAUGGCAAAUUUAUUGACACGGGUUUUUCUCUGCCAUUCUACAAGCGCAUGCUAAGUAAGAAACUUACUAUUAAAGAUUUGGAAUCUAUUGAUACUGAAUUUUAUAAUUCCCUAAUUUGGAUAAGGGACAACAACAUUGAAGAGUGUAAUUUAGAAAUGUACUUUUGUGUUGACAUGGAACUUUUGGGAAAAGUUACUUCUCAUGAACUGAAAUCAGGAGGCUCAAAUAUCUUGGUAACUGAGGACAACAAAGAAGAAUACAUUGGCCUAAUGGCAGAAUGGCGUUUUUCUCGGGGAGUAAGAGAACAAACCAAAGCUUUCCUUGAUGGUUUUAAUGAAGUUGUUCCCCUUCAGUGGCUACAGUAUUUUGAUGAAAAGGAGUUGGAGGUUAUGCUCUGUGGCAUGCAAGAGGUUGAUUUAGCAGAUUGGCAAAGGAACACCGUUUAUCGUCAUUAUACAAGAACUAGCAAGCAGAUCGUAUGGUUCUGGCAGUUUGUAAAAGACACAGACAAUGAGGUUCGCAUGCGACUGCUGCAAUUUGUCACUGGUACUUGUCGGUUACCACUGGGAGGUUUUGCUGAGCUCAUGGGAAGUAACGGUCCUCAGAAAUUCUGCAUUGAAAAAGUUGGCAAGGAAACCUGGUUACCGAGAAGUCAUACUUGUUUUAAUCGUUUGGAUCUGCCUCCAUAUAAAAGCUAUGAACAGCUGAAAGAGAAGCUGCUCUUCGCAAUUGAAGAAACAGAGGGAUUUGGUCAAGAGUAG
Emys orbicularis (European pond turtle) is the source of this 2798-nucleotide messenger RNA. It is a transcript of the gene WWP1, whose product is annotated as WW domain containing E3 ubiquitin protein ligase 1. Gene Ontology annotation, biological process: proteasome-mediated ubiquitin-dependent protein catabolic process; protein polyubiquitination. The transcript is spliced from 23 exons. The coding region runs from base 15 to 2798 and encodes 927 amino acids. The record is from RefSeq and is a predicted model, not a curated record. Gene Ontology annotation, cellular component: cytoplasm. Lineage: Eukaryota; Metazoa; Chordata; Testudines; Emydidae. Gene Ontology annotation, molecular function: protein binding; ubiquitin protein ligase activity.